This is a messenger RNA of Dipodomys ordii (Ord's kangaroo rat), 4586 nucleotides long. It is a transcript of the gene Crybg2, whose product is annotated as absent in melanoma 1-like. The record is from RefSeq and is a predicted model, not a curated record. The transcript is spliced from 20 exons. NCBI's taxonomy places the organism in Eukaryota, Metazoa, Chordata, Mammalia, Rodentia, Heteromyidae. The coding region runs from base 93 to 4586 and encodes 1497 amino acids.
UCCAGGCAGGCUGGAGAGCUAAGGCCACCGGUAGUGGGGAGUUGGAUCACAGUGAGACAAGGACCCUACAGGGCAGGUUGUCGGGGCCCAAUAUGGAGGAAACAGCUGGGCCCCCUGCCCGGGCUGAGGCCCGAGUGGUCAGUGCCACAUUGACUUGGCGGCAGCGGCCUCCAGCCCAGGAAGAGACCAGACAUCGUUUUCACAAGGUGUCCCUGGUGUCAGGCUCCCAGACAGAUGCUUCCCAGGAGGUGUUAGAACACAGCUUCCGGCGAGAAGAGAUCAAUGGCUUUGCUACUCAAGAGGAAGAGACAAUGAAUUACCAGGGCCCUCGGGACGAGGCUGGCUCCUUGCACUUCCAGAGUCACGGGCCUAUCUUUUCCAAGAAGUACACACUGCCCCCCAAGGACAAAAGGCCAGUGGGGAGGUUGAAGGAAGCCAGGGACUGGAGCAAUAGCAGCCUCCAGGCUCCCAGGAAUGAGUCAGUAGGCCCAGGAGCCAUGGCUAGGACGGAGCUGUUGGUGCCUCUUCCUGGGCCCCGGGAGCCCAGCCCUCACCCAGGCGUAGGAAUCACAAGUGGGAGCCCCCGAAACCACGAGGAAUGGCGAGUGACACGCACAGUGCGGACCACCACCAUCAUAGGAGGUCAUGUGGAUCAUCGCAGCUCUGUGACCGUGGGGCCCACGCUGCCCGGUGAGGCCCUGUCAAGAGGCCGCAAUGUGACCCGCACGGUUCGGGCAGUGGUGGUGAGCCCUGGAACGGAGGGCUCACCCAGCCGCCGCCAGGCCCUGGAGCUGCUCAGCAGCCUUGUGCCUGCUGAGCGCAACCCCCCUGCCAGCCGCAUCCCCAGGCCCACCAGUGGAGCACCACGGAGCUCCGCCCUGGGUGGCACUGUGGGCACAGGCCUGGGGCAGCUGCCUGAGGCCAGGACAGCAGAGCCAAAGGACAGUUCAACCCUGACCCCUGCCAGUAUCCCAGGGGGUGCUCACCCAUCUCCAAACCAGGACAUCCCUUCAGUGGGCCCAGCCCAUGACAAUGACCUGGAUGCCAGGGUCAAUGAGCCCCCAAGGAGACAGGGAGCCUUCAACCCCACCUUGCCUUCUCUCCAGACCCAAACAUCAGCACCCUCUCCACCCAGACCCAAGACUCAUGCGCCCUCCUUGGACCUGGCCCAUCCCCCAGAGCAGCCUGUGCUACCCACCCACCCCAGGACCCAGCCCACCCCCCAUGCCCUGCCUGAGGUAAAAAGAGACAGAUUGAGCAAUAGCCCUGCUGCCCCCACCCUGCCCAGGGUGAGCCAGGUACUUACAGAGUCUGUACAAGCUCCUGCGCCAUCUUCUCUAAAGAAAAACACUGUGCCUAGCCCAGGAGCCCUUUCUGUUCCCAGCUCCUCCAUGAGCAAAUCUGUUCAGGACUCGGAACAUGGGCCUGUUGCUGGCCUUCCUCAGAAAGAGGCACUUCAGGGCCCUGUUCCUGCUGCACCGCUCCUUACCCAGAAAGAGGCUUUGCAGGGCCCUGAUGCUCCUGCUGCCCCGUGCUCCAAGCCAGCUGAGGUCAUCCAGGUCCCUGAAGACAGCCCUGUCCCUUCCCUUCCCCAGGAAGAGACUGGGCAAAGCCCAGCUGUCCCUGUUCCCCUGUCCCCCAAACAGAAUGAAGCUGUCCAGGGUUCUGAAGGGAGCCCUUCCUCUUCUUCCGCCCCAGAAGAGGGGGUCCAGAGCCAUGCCGUUCCAUUCACCCCAUCUUCCUCCAUGGAGGAGGUGUUCCCUAGCCCAGAUGGCCUGCCUGUCCCAGCACCAAUGGGAGCAGAGGUCAGCCUGGAGUCGCAGAUUGUCCCCAGCCCAAGUGAAGAUCAGGUGCUCCCAGAGCCAUCGAGGGAGGAGGAUGAGGUGGCCCUGGCUGCUGACCUGGAGAUUUUUCUGGAUACCCUGAGGAGCAUGGAGCCCCCUGAGAUCCUCCGCACGCACCGGCUGCCCCGACCCCCCCGCUCCUCCUACCUGGCCAUGUACGCUACAUUGCCUGCCAUCGAAGAGGACCAGCCUGGGCCGUGGGUACUGGGACCAGGUCCCCAGGAGGUGCCCUUGCUGGAAGAGGAGGAGGAGGAGGAAGAGGAGCCAGAAAACCCCUACCUGAGUGAUGAUGAGAAACUCCAGCGUAGGCAGGAGAAAGCAGAUCCCAGCGCUUCCAAGGACCCCCGUCCUGCCAAACCUGCCCAGAUCUCUUGCUCACCUCUGGACAUGAUGAAAAAACAUGUAGCCGGCACCAAAGGCCCCCAAGCAGAGCCAGGGCUGGAACUACAAGCCAACAACCGUCCUUCCUCCCGUCUGGGAGGCAGCCUUCUCUUUGGCAAUAUGAUGUCAGCCACCAAGGAGGCCCCUACCCUUGAGCCACUGGGUGCCAAAUUAUCUGCUAUGCCACCUCCUGGGGCACCGGGGCUUAGGAAGGGGCCAGGACACUUGUCCCUGCUUUGUAGCAGAAGGCCACCACCAGAGAAGCCAGCCCAGACCCAGCCCCCAGAGCGAUGGAGCCCAGCCUUGAAGAUCCAGGGCAAGCUGAACACCAGGCCCGGAAAGCUGAUCCUCUUCUCCGAGCCUGGGUGCCAGGGCCACAGCAGGGAGAUCUGGGGAGACACGGCUGAUGCCUCAGCCUGGGCCCACAUUGCUUCCAUAAGGGUGGUUCGAGGCUGCUGGAUGCUGUACGAACAACCAGAGUUCCGGGGCCGGAAGCUGGUCCUGCCUGAAGGUGAUGUGGAGCUCAGAGCCCCAGUCUGGGCCAGCCAAGGCAUCGGCUCCCUGAGGCGGAUCGUCCAGGACUACUGCACCCCAGAGAUCAGCUUGUUCUCUGAGGUGGGCCUCACUGGGGAGCAAGUGAAAUUCACAGAAGCCUUGAAGGAUUCACAGAGCCUGGAGAACCCCCUGAAGGUGACCUCUGCCAUUGUCUCCGCUGGACUGUGGCUGCUAUACCCUAAACCAUUCUUUGAAGAUGCUCCCUACAUCCUGGAGCCUGGAGAGUACCCCACCUUGGAAGCCUGGGGCACAUCGGACUCCAGGGUGGGCUCCCUAAAGCCUAUGAAAUUGGGUUGUCCAAGUGUGGAGAAGCCUGGGGAGCCCAAGGCUGUGGUGUAUGAAGCCCCAGGUUUUCAGGGCCGGAGCUGGGAAGUAAGCAGAGACAUCUACAACCUUCAACAGCCAGAGGACAGCCAGAGCCCCAAUCUGGCCUCUGUGGGGUCCCUACGAAUUCUUGGGGGCUGCUGGGUGGGGUACGAGAAGGAGGGCUUCCGGGGCCACCAGUACCUGCUGGAGGAGGGUGAAUAUGCCGACUGGUCACAGUGGGGUGGCUAUGAUGAGCUGCUGACCUCCCUGCGGGUCAUCCGGACGGACUUCGGGGACCCGGCCGUGGUGCUGUUUGAGGCCAUGGACUUCGAGGGGCGCGGCGUGGAGGUGAGCUCCUCACUGCCCGACGUGGAGCUCGUAGGGCACGGGCCACGCACACAGGCCAUCCACGUGCUCAGCGGCGUGUGGGUGGCCUACGAGCAGGUGGGCUUCUCCGGGGAGCAGUACGUGCUGGAGAAGGGCGUGUACCGCAACUGUGAUGACUGGGGCUCGGGCAACAGCGCCCUCGCCUCGCUGCAGCCAGUCUUGCAGGUUGGGGAGCAUGACCUGCACUUUGUCUCAAAGAUUCAACUUUUCUCCGGGCCCGACUUCUUGGGCGAUCACAUCUCCUUCGAGGAUGACCAGGCUUCUCUGCCUCCCUCCUUCCAACCCCAGUCCUGUCGUGUGCAUGGUGCCAGCUGGAUCCUGUUUGAUGAGCCGAAUUUCGAGGGAGAACAGCACAUUGUCUCUGAGGGCGAGUUCCCCACUCUCACUGCCAUGGGCUGCCUGGCCUCCACAGCUCUGGGCUCUCUCCGGAAAGUCCCUUUGCACUUUUCAGAGCCUGCCAUUUUCCUGUAUGGCCUGGAGUGCUUUGAAGGGAAGGAGAUCGAGCUCCGAGGGGAAGUGCGGAGUCUGCAGGCCGAGGGCUUCAACAACCACGUGCUGUCCGUGCGGAUCAAGGGGGGCGUCUGGGUACUGUGUGAGCACAGUGACUUCCGGGGCCGCCAGUGGCUGGUGGGCAGCUGUGAGAUCACCAACUGGCUGACGUACAGUGGCACACAAAGGGUGGGCUCCCUCUACCCCAUCAAGCAGCGCCGAGCCUACUUCCGUCUGUGGAAUUCAGCCCUGGGGGGAUUCCUGGCAGUGCCAGACCGUGUGGAGGACAUGAAGGCUGGCCGUGUGGUUGUGUCUGGGCCCCAAGCCAGGGGCAGCUGCAUCUGGUUCUAUGAGGACGGGCUGCUGAAGAACCAGGUGGCCCCUACCAUGAGUCUGCAGGUGAUUGGACCUCCCAGCCCAGGCUCCAAGGUGGUGCUGUGGGCAGAGAGCCGCCUGCCACGCCAGACAUGGAGCAUCGACGAAUUGGGCCACAUCUGCAGCCAGAUGUUUGAAGGCCAGAUCCUGGAUGUGAAGGGUGGCCGAGGCUAUGAUCGGGAUCACGUGGUGCUGUGGGAGCUGGACAAGGACAGAGCAUCCCAGAUCUGGACCAUCCAUGUACUUUGA